UUAUAUUUUAUGACGUAAUGCCAUAACUUUUUAUUUUUGACAUUUUGACUCAAACUGGCGCGGCGAGACUCUCAAAUAAUGUUUAAAAAAGCAUUAAAUCCGUUGCAUCUUGUCCUUCUUUCUAUUUUUCACGAAAGUUGUGGUGUAAUAUAUACAUACGAAGAUGUAGAAUUAAGACGAAUCUUUCCGAGUGAAUUCCCGCAAGACACAAUGAGGAAAAGUGGUUCUGUGGAUGCAGAACAUUUAGGUCGCUACAAUGAGCUAAGAAAUUAUUUUCUUUAUCCUAAAGCCAAACUAAACAGUCAUUUCGAAGAACUAGUUUGCUACGAUGAAGGGGUCGCAAAGCCUUGUAAGAUUGACCUAGAGCGGUACGCGCGUGAAGAAGACAGUUAUUACAUGUCUCCAAUGAAAGAAAGCCAUUUAGACCGUCGUCGAGUCUACUGCAUGAUGUUACUGUGCUUUACAGAAGAUGAAUUAGACAGGGUUGUCGCCUCGUUCUAGAGAUAAAGACAAUGAACGUUGCGGGUAAUCUUUAGAGAGAGAAUUGAUUUUAGGCAAUAUAAUAUAAUGAAACUGAA
Manduca sexta (tobacco hornworm) is the source of this 578-nucleotide messenger RNA. RefSeq lists its product as uncharacterized. The record is from RefSeq and is a predicted model, not a curated record. The transcript is spliced from 5 exons. The coding region runs from base 79 to 501 and encodes 140 amino acids. NCBI's taxonomy places the organism in Eukaryota, Metazoa, Arthropoda, Insecta, Lepidoptera, Sphingidae.